Messenger RNA from Heterocephalus glaber (naked mole-rat), 2844 nucleotides. RefSeq names its product toll-like receptor 12. Gene Ontology annotation, molecular function: protein binding. NCBI's taxonomy places the organism in Eukaryota, Metazoa, Chordata, Mammalia, Rodentia, Bathyergidae. The record is from RefSeq and is a predicted model, not a curated record.
AUGGAUAGGCAUUUGCUGCUGUCUGGUCCUCUCCUGAUCCUUCCUCUGACUGCUGGCUGGAGUGCUUCCAACUGCCUGGUGACAGAAGGCUUCCGGCUGCCCCUGGUCUCCCCCUUCUUCCUGGUCUGCCCCUUGGACUCCAGGCUGGCCCUCCUUGCUCAUUGCAGCUCUGUGACCAACCUAACAAAGGCCUUGCAAGCUGUGCCUCAGAGUGUGGAGGGGCUCUGCCUCAUUGGUUCUAUUUCUGUUCUGCCCCAGAAUGCCUUCUCCACCUUGCUUGGGCUCAAGGUCCUGGGACUGAACCUGAAACUCACCCAACUUCUGCCAGGAGCUCUCCAGGGGUUGGGGCAGCUUCAGAGGCUCUCUUUCAUAUCUUUUCCUCCCAGAAAGGACUAUUACCUAUUUCUACCCUCUGAUGCCUUUAAUGACCUGAGAUCCCUCCAGCAACUCCAAUUCUUGGGCCCCUGCCUGGACAGGAACUCGAGUGUUCGAUUGCCUCCCAGUCUACAACAGCUGGCUGUCAAGCACAGUUGCCUUCAGGAUAUGGGAGAGCUGGCUGACAUCUUCCCAGAUUUGGUACAUCAUCCCCACUCUGGGAAUGCCUGGACCCUGAACAUGUUGGAUCUGUCAAUGAACAAGAAGCUGAAGAUGGCCAGACCUGGGGCCCUCUGGGGCCUCAAGGUAGGGUCACUGUACCUGAGCCACACAAAGAUGGAGGCAGCUGAAGUGGUGGGACUGGGGCUGCAGAAGCUCAGUGCUCUGUUCAUGGCAUUCACUGCCAUGGCUAAGCUCCCUGCUGAGACAGUUGCCCACUUUGAGCUCCAAGAGCUGAACUUGGAAAUGAAUAAGGUAAGGGACAUAGCUCUGGAAGCCCUGGCUUCCUGCCACAGCCUGAAGAGCUUGAAUCUUCAGUCUAAUGGCCUUACUAAGCUGCCACUGGGUUUCCUGGCAGCCAUGCCCAGGCUUCAGAGACUGAACUUGAACAAUAACCAACUACAGAGUGCCACACUGUGCACGAGUGAGACAGAGGCUGUGUCUGGACUGUGGACCCUUAAUCUGUCCAGGAAUCAGCUGCAUACCCUGCUCCCAGCCACCUUCUCCUGUCUGCCCAACCUGCAGGAGCUAUUUCUUCAGGGAAACCAGCUGAUUUUCUUGGAUAGACAGGUAUUCCAGGGCCUAGGGAGGCUAGAAAUCUUGGACUUGAGUAAGAAUCCACUGGUAGAGCUGAGUGAGGGCUGGUUGGCUUCUCUGCCUGCACUGACCACCCUCAAUCUGCUGGAAACCCACAUUUUGCUAAACCCAACCUGGGGCUUCUGGGGUCCAAAGAGUCCGAACAACCUGAGGCUACAGCUUCCCUCUGGCCCUGCUGGGAUGGUAUUGUCCCUGCCCACGAUGCUGACCAGCUUGGAGCUUCAUGCUGGCUCAGGCACGAAGCAUUGGAAGUUGCUGCCUAAUGUAUUUCCGGUCUUGCAGACCCCGACUUUAAAAGGCUGGGGACUGCAGCUGGAGACCCAGAACAUCUUCAAGAUUUUCCCUGCCCUUCAUCAACUCUUCCUGAUUGGCAGUAGUUUGGAGGCUUUCUGCUUCCAGAACACCUCCACGUUCUCGCUCUGGUUGCUCCCUAGGCUCCAGUCCCUGAGGGUACAGGGGGAUAGGCACAGCCCCAGGCCCUGCUAUAUCACAGGGCUGCCCAGCCUUCAGGAGCUGAAGCUGGAGGCACUGAAGUCCAAAUCCCAGCCCCAUCUGGUGAGGUUGGAGGAGCUGGUGGGUGAGCUGCCCAGGCUUCAGGUGCUGCAGCUGGUCAAUACAGGAUUGGAGACAUUGUCAGCUGCUGCUUUCCAGGGCCUCAGCAGUCUCCAGGUCUUAGUGCUAAACAUGGAGAAUGGCCUUGUCCUGGAUGACAGUCUGUGGGAACACAGUCCUCAGAUGCCCCAGUACAUGUACAUUCUGUCUUCAUCCUUGGCCUGCCAGUGUGCCAAUGCCUGGGUGGGAUUCUGGCUGAAGCAGUCCCCCAGAACAUACAUGUAUAUUUCAAGAAAUCAGCUGUGCCACUCGGAAGUGGGGAACCAAUCCAAGAAUCCCAUUUUCCCCUUUCUCUGGAGCCACUGUCCUGAGACUUUGGAGCUGGAAUUCUUUUUGGGCAGCUCUAUCUUGCUGUUUCUGCUGAUCUCCUUGGCCCUCCUCCAGGAAGCCAGUAACUCCUGGGUCCUCUAUCUCCAGGCCUUGUUCAGGGCUUGGUUCCAAGGUCUGAGGGGUCGAAGGGAUGAGGGCAAGAGGUUCCUCUAUGAUGUGUUUGUGUCCCAUUGCAGGCAAGACCAAGACUGAGUAGUGCAGGAACUGCUGCCCAUUCUGGAGGGCUGCCCUCCCGCUGGCCAGGGACUGCACCUCUGCCUCCCUGAGCGAGAUUUUGAGCCAGGCAAGGAUGUGGUCAAUAAUGUGGCAGACAGCAUAACAGGCAGCCGGGUAACACUCUGUGUACUGAGUCAUCAGGCCCUGCACACACCUCGCUGCCGCCUGGAGCUCCGCCUGGCCACCUCUCUCCUGCUGGCUGCCCCCCACCCCCCAGUGGUGCUGGUGGUCUUCCUGGAGCGCAUCUCCCGCCACCAGCUCCCCCACUACCAUAGACUGGCCUGGCUGCUCCGCUGAGGAGACUACUGCUUGUGGUCCAAGGAAGAUGAGAAGAAGAAUGGCUUCCGGGCUUGGCUGAGGAGCAGGCUGGGGAAGCUUGGGUUAGGUAGGGUAGGGGCGCGUGUAUUGGAAGGUGGGGGUAGGAAAAGCAGCCACACUGGCAGGGAGAGAAUGUGUGUGAGCUAGUUGUGAGGUUGGACUCAGUUUCCAGGAAGA